AAGAGCUCGUUGCAUUCUUCAUCAAUCAAAACUUGCUUUCAAGAAUCUGAAAUAACUACGGGAAAAAAUAUAUAUUUUUCCAGUGUCUUGAAACGAUGUUGAACGCAAAGAAAUUGAUCGAGAUGGCGAGGAAGUGGCAACAGAGAGCAGUCCUGAGGAGGAAGAGAAUAGCAUCGGCAAGAUCAUCGACCGUGGAGAGAGGCUGUUUCGUGGUUUACACGUCGGAUAAAAGGCGUUUCGUUUUACCGAUAACUUAUCUUACCGAAUCUAUCUUCCAAGAACUCUUGAAGAUGUCAGAAGACGAGUUUGGUCUGCCGGGAAACGGACCGAUCACACUGCCAUGUGAUUCAGCC
Messenger RNA from Tarenaya hassleriana, 353 nucleotides. RefSeq names its product auxin-responsive protein SAUR66. NCBI's taxonomy places the organism in Eukaryota, Viridiplantae, Streptophyta, Magnoliopsida, Brassicales, Cleomaceae. The transcript has a single exon. The record is from RefSeq and is a predicted model, not a curated record. The annotation marks the transcript as partial. Gene Ontology annotation, biological process: response to auxin.